AUGCCCACAAAAGACGGAGCGGCAGCGAGCCGUGCGAAGCGCUUUGCCGAUCAGCGUCCUGUCGGUGACGUCCCUUGCUGGCUUCGUCGAUCCUACACGCGGACGAUCCCGAAGGACAUUCGGACGACACGGCAGCUGCACCGCACCUUCGAGGAUAUUCGCGAGCAGUGGCGGGAUCUGUGCAAAGCUUACACGCACGAAAGGGCUAAGUCUUCUUCGCAAGUGGAGUCAGACACAGAGGAGGUUGUUCCGCAUGGUGCUCGGAGUGCGGUAGAGCGCCUGGUGAGCCAGUUGAAGUCGGUGAAGCAGGAACUACUGGCACACCUGUCGAGGCUCUCUGGCGCACUCGCCGGACCCGCUGCACCUCUGCCGACUGCGGACACGGCCUCCUCGCUGCCUGCCUGGGUAAGUGACUUGAUGGGGAGCAACGACACCUCCAGUGCGAGCACGGUUCGCGUGGCGCAGAAUUCGGAAGCGAUGCAACACUACCUGCAGGCGAUUUGGCUGGCGCGGCGAGUGUGGGUGUGGUCCCUCUGCUUUGCGAGCGUCGUGAUGGACCUGGAACUGCUGUCGGGCAGUGUCAGCGUCGCCGCGGCGCUCUUCUUCGGCAACGCGUUUGACACAGCCAUGACGCCUGAGCUAGGGGAAGCAAAUUGCGCAGAGAGGGAUAACCUUGUUCUUCACAGCGCCUACGACAUGGACGGCUCCAUUUCAGAAGCACUCCUCUAUGCGACGGUAGCAGCAGCAGCAGCGGAAGCGGAAGGACCAUCUGAGGGUCGAUCAGGCAACGUGGUUGCCAAUCUUGACGACCCCGAUUUGCCGCCGCACGUCGCCGUUAAACUGGAUGAGGAAGAGUGUGAGGUGGCUGCCUUUUUCGGCUGCGGUGUGUCGUCUGUGCGCUACACCGCCGACACCGUAGCUGGAGUACCCUCAACGCACGCAGACCCGCACGCGGCAGUGAUGAAGGGCGAAGGUCUCACCCCUUCGCCAGAGAUCUCUUCAGCACUGCCGGUACGUGACUUGUUUUGGGUACACGCUGUUGCGCUGUGCUACAGUGUGAUGGCGCGCGAUUACACAAGUGCGGCGCGUUUGCUUUCGGUCUUCGAGACGGCGAAGCGUUCCUUUUCAGUCGAGGAGGCGGAGGGGGGCACGGAGGGCACUGAGCCUUUAUCCCCGACCUCUGCGAAGGCAGCCGAGCAGGCUAACCCGUUGCAGCAGUCUCCGGUGCUACAGGCUGCCACUGUAUUCGUACUGCUCGCGGCGAAGCUGAUCGUCGACGAGGACUACAACGCUGUUCAGCAGCUUCUUAGCCGCGCUGGCUUCGUCAGCUGCGACGAUAGGGGCUCUCAGAGUGGUGCGCAGGGCCGCUCGAGCUCGUCGCUGGCCGCCUUGUGCCCCCAGGGUGUUCUUCUGCGCUUCCUGAUUCGCCUUUUGGCCGAACAUGUCGUGCGACGGCGAUGGACAGAGCAUGGGCUGGGGCAGGCCUUUCGACCCAUGGAACCGUUUCAUGUCGCUGCCGAUGCCGCCGCGGCGGGGUCAGGCAUCCCGAAGGCGUCUAAUCGACAUCGGCUGGCGUGCGCGCUGGCGACUGGUGCGUCAACUGAUGAGACGGCAGAGCGUUCCCAAGCUGACAGCUGCACAGCCACAUGGUCUCUCUUCCACGGCACGCAACAUCUCUGCGACACUUUACAGAUGGCCGCCCUGCGAAAGAUGGGCGGCGACUGGCCACUUCCUCCGGCACUGCUGAGAAAUGCCUUUGCGUAG
This is a messenger RNA of Leishmania mexicana MHOM/GT/2001/U1103, 1764 nucleotides long. RefSeq lists its product as hypothetical. The transcript has a single exon. Lineage: Eukaryota; Euglenozoa; Kinetoplastea; Trypanosomatida; Trypanosomatidae. Bases 1 to 1764 code for a protein of 587 amino acids. The record is from RefSeq and is a predicted model, not a curated record.